Molecule: messenger RNA, 1519 nt
Organism: Myxocyprinus asiaticus (Chinese sucker)
Lineage: Eukaryota; Metazoa; Chordata; Actinopteri; Cypriniformes; Catostomidae
Product: mitogen-activated protein kinase 12-like
Exons: 12
Coding region: 142-1236 (364 amino acids)
Biological process (GO): protein phosphorylation; intracellular signal transduction
Cellular component (GO): cytoplasm; nucleus
Molecular function (GO): ATP binding; MAP kinase activity
Source: RefSeq, a predicted model, not a curated record
GCCCACAAUUCUGCCUGCCGCUCCUCCAAGUUGCGCUUUCUUUGCGCUCCUCUGGUGCGCUUUAAAAUACCGGAUAAAUAAUGAGAACGUGAAAGAGAUAUUUUGGUAUUUUGAAGAUAGACUUUCAAACAAACUCUCAGGAUGUCACUUCGGACCAGGGCGGGAUUUUAUCGCCAGGAGAUAAACAGGACCGUUUGGGACGUGCCGGCGAGAUACAGCGAUCUCAUCCAAAUAGGAACCGGAGCGUACGGAACGGUUUGUUCAGCCAUUGACCGCAAGACAGGAGUGCGUGUGGCCAUCAAAAAGCUCCACCGGCCAUUCCAGUCCAGACUGUUCGCCAAACGGGCUUACAGAGAGCUACGACUGCUCAAGCAUAUGAAACAUGAGAAUGUUAUUGGGCUGCUGGACGUCUUUACCUCGGAAAUCUUGUUGGACAGAUUUCAGGACUUUUACCUGGUGAUGCCAUUUAUGGGAACUGAUCUGGGGAAAUUGAUGAAGAUGGAGAGACUUUCAGAAGACAGGGUGCAGUUUCUGGUCUAUCAGAUACUGAGGGGACUGAAGUAUAUUCAUUCAGCCGGGAUCAUUCACAGGGAUCUCAAACCAGGAAAUCUGGCAGUGAACCAGGACUGUGAGCUAAAGAUCCUGGACUUUGGACUUGCACGUCAGACAGAUUCAGAAAUGACAGGUUAUGUGGUGACUCGCUGGUACAGAGCGCCAGAAGUGAUCCUCAACUGGAUGCACUACUCACAAACAGUUGAUAUCUGGUCAGUGGGUUGCAUCAUGGCGGAGAUGUUGCUUGGAAGGCCACUUUUUAAAGGAAAUGACCACCUGGACCAGCUAAGAGAGAUCAUGAAAAUCACAGGAACACCAGCACCAGAUUUCAUUGUGAAGCUACAAAGCCAAGAUGCCAAAAACUACCUCAGAGGUCUACCUAAAGUACCAAAGAAGGACUUAAAAAUUAUUUUCUUUAAAGCCAGCACAGAGGCAGUAAGUGCUCUCGAGCGAAUGCUGGUUCUGGAUCCAGAGAAACGCGCAAGUGCUGCUGAAGCCCUUGAGCUCCCUCUGUUUACAGAGUUCAGAGAACCAGAGGAGGAGACAGAGGCCCUGCCAUACGACCACUCCAUGGACAACACAGAAAUGCCUCUGGAGCAGUGGAAACGUCACACUUUUACAGAGAUCUUGGCGUUCCAGCCACCCAUCACUGAGAUCAGAGACUCCAAAGAAACAUCUCUCUGAGUGGACACAUAAAAAGACACACAAGAAAAAAAGACUUGCUGUAAAACUAAGACCCAUAUGUGUGUGUGUGUGUGUGUGUGUGUGUGUGUGUGAGAGAGAGAGAGAGAGAGAGAGAGAGAGAGAGAGAGAGAGAGAGAGAAAGAGAGCACAUCACUUUUUUUAAGUGAUUUAAAUAUGCAAACAAAAAAUAGAACUCAAUACACACACCAACAGUUAUUAUUUGUAUGCUAGUCUUAAAGUGCUUUAAAUGGGCCAGUAGGCCUAUGUUUGUAUUUAAUUCACU